This is a messenger RNA of Cadophora gregata, 570 nucleotides long. RefSeq lists its product as uncharacterized. The transcript has 4 exons. Bases 1 to 570 code for a protein of 189 amino acids. NCBI's taxonomy places the organism in Eukaryota, Fungi, Ascomycota, Leotiomycetes, Helotiales, Ploettnerulaceae. The record is from RefSeq and is a predicted model, not a curated record.
AUGAAGACUCAUACCCACUACGAGCGCUCAAGCUCACCUUGGAAUCGGACAGUCAUCAUAUGGCUAUGGUCUUUCCAAGUCAUCGGCUCCAUCAUCGUCACUGCCUUCGCUGCAGCUCUCCUGGACCGGAGGGAUGGUCUCCAACAGCGCUGGGAUGAUGGCUUAGCAGAUGCUUUGUUCUUGAUAACUUCCUUCCUGGUCUUCUCGUUCACAGUCAUCAAUGUCAUCUUUACCGUCCCAGCUUGCAUUCACUACAAAAAGAACUCUCUCUCCCCUAUGUGGAUGAUGAUUGGCUCUGUCUGGAUGGCUCUCUUCUGGUUGGUAGCCAUCGCAAUGUCUGCGUGGGCCAUUGCAUGGAGUGCACCAACCUUCGAAGUAUACGAGGUCUCGUGCUUGCUUAACAUGCUCGCUGGGUUCCCAUAUAUUGGAGGCCUGAUCUACUACAGUGUUGUCUACGACCGCUGGAGGAGAGCUCACAAGGGCAAAUCCGAUGUUAAUCCCACGAAUGAAAGGCAUAGCCUGGACAGCAGAAAGCCCCUUGCCCAAGACCAGGGAAUUUGCGAAGAAUAG